Molecule: messenger RNA, 643 nt
Organism: Suillus subalutaceus
Lineage: Eukaryota; Fungi; Basidiomycota; Agaricomycetes; Boletales; Suillaceae
Exons: 5
Coding region: 35-643 (202 amino acids)
Source: RefSeq, a predicted model, not a curated record
UUAGGCCACGGAUUUACAAAUUAACCAUCUACUCAUGAUGACCUUCGGGAUUGGCACAGUAGAAACUAGUAGAUACUUGAGUAAACUCGCUAGGGACAGGCGGAAGCCAGCCCAUACCAAUCACGUAGCCCCAGCGUUGGUCGGUCCGGGCGGCAUUCAAUUCCUUCAGGGUAUGGCUGAUGUGUCUAAAUCACGGAAUCAGUCACGAAAUCCUACAUCUCCUUCGACCAACCGUUCUCGCGAGUUGUGCGAAAGCAUAUCUCCGGAUAGGACAUCGAGUCCAGACUCCAUGAAUGUGUCACGAUGCAUCAUGUACCUUGCAGUGUGUGUAGCACGUUCGGACUCGAGUCUAGUCCUUCAAGUUGAAAGUUCGGGGGACGACGCUCUGGGAGAAAUUUGGGCGAUAAACGACCAGUACUGUCCUGAUCACGUCUUGGCUGAAAAGAAAUACAUAGUAACGGGCGAUGUGUUUUGUGUCGUGGCAUAUACAGUUUCGGUGCUUCGGAGACGCAAACUAGCUGUAACGUUACGCAGUAAAGCACGAGUUCAGAUUGAUCUCGAUGAACUCAUCCUUAAAGUGGUUGCCAUGCAUCAAUCAGUUACGACUGUCCAGACAGACAGACUACUAUUAGACUGUCGGUAG